AGGGAGGAGAAUACAAGUCAAAUUAGGCAAAAGAGGGGGCGCUUGAAAUGAAACCAACGAGACAAAAGAAGCGUGGACUCUCUGGAAUUAAAACAGAAAAGGAAGGGGCAGAGAAGGAGGAUUUUUUUUUAUUAUUUAACUUCUUUUUUAUUACUUGCUGUAAACGUCCAGCAUACUUGAUAAAUACGUGUAUUAUUUAAUUAUUUAAACAAAGUAAUACAAGUUUUAUACAACCCAACUUCUCGAACAUUUUCCUGAGGGACAAUCCACGAACUUACAAGCAGCAAUGGCACCUUCUCUCCUCCAGGCCUACAGGAGGCGCUGGUGGAUGGCAGUGACAGCGGUGAUUGAGAAUCUACUGUGCUCGGCCGUGUUAUUGGGCUGGGGCUCACUGCUCAUUAUGCUGAAGCGAGAGGGCUUCUACUCACACCUUUGCUCAGGUGGGCAUCGUAUGUAUACUGUACAGUGGGGGUCCUACAUGGUUUUUCUUUUGUUGUUGUCAUUUAUGAACAUGCGUUUCAAUUCUAUGACACCCAUAGAGAACGAUUCGGUGGUGGUGUCUUUGGGCAACUCAUCUGAUAGCGAGGUGGAACAGUGGCUCAGCUGUGUGGACCAAGAAGAGAUGUUGAAUCUGGGCUUCACCAUCGGCUCUUUCCUGCUCAGCGCCACCACAUUGCCCCUCGGGAUCCUGAUGGACAAGUUUGGGCCGCGCCCCAUUCGCCUGACGGGCAGCUCGUGUUUCGGUUUGUCUUGCAUCAUGAUGGCCAUAUCUGCCUACGACCCACCGACGCUUUCGGCACUCAUCUUUCUGGCUCUGUCCAUGAACGGCUUUGGGGGCAUCUGCUUGACCUUCACCUCACUCACGCUGCCAAAUAUGUUUGGUGCCCUGAGCUCCACCAUCAUGUCUCUAAUGAUUGGCUCGUAUGCCUCAUCUGCCGUCACCUUCCCUGGAGUCAAGCUCAUCUAUGAUGCAGGUGUGUCCUUUAAGGUGAUCAUGUGGUCCUGGGCAGGCCUCGCCGGGUUUGUCUUUGUUAACUGCUUCCUCAACUGGCCCACGGAAGGUUUCCCGACGCCCGAAGAAGUAGAUUACAGUAAGAUCCUCACACUGCAAGUGUCACCGUCAACUGACCAGAAGGUUGUUGAAGAGAGACUGAGAGAAAAAAAUGGUGAAAUCCAACACUCAGCGGAGAAACUUCCCAAUGGAGGCAACGUUGGGCCCAGUACUGUUCCUUUCCGCCGCUCUGUUUUCUCACCCAUCUUCCUGUGGAGUCUGGUCACAAUGGGGAUGUCCCAGCUGAGAAUCAUCUUCUUCAUGGGCGCCAUGAACAAGAUGCUGGAGUUCAUGGUGACACAUGGCGAAGAACACCCAUCCGAAGAGUUGGUGAUUGAGAGUGCAAAGAAAGUCAGCUUCUACUCAUCCAUCUUCGGCACCCUGCAGCUGCUGUGCCUCGUCACGUGUCCUUUGAUUGGUUACAUCAUGGACUGGAAGAUGAAGGAGUGUGAAGAGGACAAACCCCUUGCACUGGGAAGUGAAAAGAGUGGGCCCAAGCGAGACCGCACUAUCCAGAAGCUGACCAACGUCAUGAGGGCCUUCAUCCUCACCAACCUGCUGCUCAUCGUUUUCGGCUGCUGCUCCCUCAUCAACUGCCUGCCGCUACAGAUCCUGACCUUCAUCCUUCACACCAUGGUCCGAGGCUUCAUCCAUUCCUGCUGCGGAGGCCUCUAUGCUGCAGUCUACCCAUCCAACCACUUCGGCACACUGACUGGCCUCCAGUCUAUGAUCAGCGCUGUGGUCGCCCUGCUCCAGCAGCCACUCUUCAUCGCCAUGGUUGGGCCCCUUCAAGGAAACCCCCACUGGAUCAACGUGGGCCUCCUGAUCCUCUCAUUGGCCGGCUUCCUGUUGCCUGGUUACCUGUUUUUCCACCGCAGAUCCCUGAUCAGGGAGAAAGAGGCCCGAGACAAGAGGGCCACCGGCCAGGAGAUGCAAGCGCUCAACCAGGCGGAGGCCAACGGUUACAAGCACCAGAGCAACGGCCAAGCGGCUGUCGAGGCUUAAAACAGAAGCGAGGAUUUGAGGAAUUAUAGGAUUUAUUUUUGUAUGUGCCUUCAAAAUAAGCAGCAAUAUGUCCAAUGUUUUUUGGGUCUGAAAACCGUAUAGAUUGACAUAGGAAACCACCGCCCCACCCCCAGCCGGCUCCCUUGGCUCGCAUGCCCCCGCUUCGCAUCGACAGUGCAAGCCCCGUCCACGCUGUGGCGCGAUGUGAGCGCGAACUGCGCCACCGACAUUUGUUGGUGUUAUUUAUCGGGGUUAAUGUUGUCACAGAGCCAAAUGAGCGCAAUCCAAAGCCAUACAUCUGUUCUACUCAGCAACGCACACGUCCGCCCUGGUGUGGCCUCCGCGUUGCACUGCGGACAUUCUGGUACUUGAAACACUUGAAACACAAAUUUUCAGACAAAUCAUCGCAAUCCUCACUAACACCAAAGAGCAGCUUGGAAAUGUUAUUUUGUCAGUAUUGUUCAAGGAAUGUGCUGAAUUAAGCUUUUAGUGAAUUAUUAUUAUUGUUCUUAUUAAUGAUCAUGCUUUCUCCAGAGAUUCAAUCCAUAAAUGUCCCACAGGUAGGAAACGUAAUCAAUAUUGAAAGACUGCAGCGAAGCUUGUAGAGACGUCAUAUCUACCUCCUCCGUUUCACUGUCUCUCUGCAGCUGACCGAUUUGUCUACCUACUUUUUUUUUCUUAAUAUGAAUUCCCCAAAACAGAAUCAUUUAAUCAGUGAACUUGUCUCCUUUCAUAUGACUCCAAGUGGAGCUGAUUUAACCAUAGGAAUCCUAGAGUGAUUAUUCAAGUACACAUUGUGUGUUAAUGUUGUUUUGUUUCGGCACUUUGUACUGCUUUAUGCACAGAAAUGAGAUGGUGUGUGUAUAAAAUACGUAUUCAGUGUGUUUUCAUACUAUAGAUGCAGUAGAAUUCAAAAGGGAAGCAUUUGUUUGACCAGCAAAUGUUUUGUAGCCUGCCAAGAUGAUUGCCUGCAUAUGCUUUGCUCCAUGUUGCUUUUCUUGUCAUGACGUGUUGAUUCGCGAGUAACAAUCCGGCCAAAACAAUUAACUUUCUGUACAUAGUUUUGAGUGUUUUGCUAAAUGACAUAUUCUACUUUCUUUACCAUAUGUGUGUCCAGUAUGUGUUGCAGUGACUUGACCAGAAGAUGCUUGCUGUGCUUCAAUUAAUUUUGUGUAAUUUUCAGAUAGAUGAGGAGCACUCAAGUCUGCAAGUCAUUGUACUAUGCAACAGUAGAGUUUGGGCUUGUCCAAUCACUUUGUAAAAGAUGAUUUGUUUUGACGAUGCAUUUCAUUGUCCUUACAUGUUGGUUUUACGGCUGCUUUUAGAUGUGAUGCAUUUACUGUACGCAUUUUCUUUCCUUUAUGCAAUACAUGCAUUGUGUAGUUUGUCUAAACUUGGGUGCCUUUCCCUGACAUUUGGCUCCAUGGCAACGCUGACUUGAAAACAAAAACUGUGCCAAACUAAAUCCAAUGUAUUUGGGACCGUAAGCUGCAUCGUCAAAGUUGCAGCAACUGUAUGUGGAAAAACUGGACGACACCUAGAAGUAAAAUACACAUGUGCGUGGAGUAACAUUUAAAGUGUCAGUGGUGUUGAUGUAUCAUUCCUGUGAACUUUCAGAAAGUCAAAAUAGAUAUCACCAGCAUAACUGAGAGGAUAACAAAGCUUGUUAUUAUCUGCGAAGUCAAGAAGGGCUGCUUUUGCACAUGACAUCUGAUCAACACCUCUGAUCUUUUUCUUUACUCUGUAUAUCAUCAAUCAUGUACAGCAGCUAAUGUAAUCAUGCUUAAAGUAAUUAAUACUAGAUACAACAAUAACUUUAACCAGCUUGUGAGUUUGAUAAAUAAAUACAUGGAUGAAGUAA
Syngnathus acus (greater pipefish) is the source of this 3917-nucleotide messenger RNA. RefSeq names its product solute carrier family 43 member 1a (gene slc43a1a). Bases 287 to 2056 code for a protein of 589 amino acids. Gene Ontology annotation, molecular function: neutral L-amino acid transmembrane transporter activity; L-amino acid transmembrane transporter activity. Lineage: Eukaryota; Metazoa; Chordata; Actinopteri; Syngnathiformes; Syngnathidae. The record is from RefSeq and is a predicted model, not a curated record. Gene Ontology annotation, biological process: transmembrane transport; neutral amino acid transport. The transcript has 14 exons.